AAAAAAAAAAAAAAGAAAACAAUAAGAACAUAAUGAACGAGUAACAAGUAUACGAGGCAGCUUUUCCAGUCUAUAAAAAUAAUUGAUGUUAAUUUCAGUUUUUCUUCAAUUGAUCAAAGUGAAAUUUAGCAGUUAUUUACCUCAGUUUCAAGGCAAUUUUAAGAACCAGAUUUUGCCAUGUACUCACACACCACACAAAUUUGACAACAAUUUUUAUCUCUCAUAUCCUUUACAGCUUUUCUGCCAGAAAUUUAAUUAAAAUCAAUCAAUUUUGCAUUACAGAUAAUUUAAGGCUUACCAAGUUUCAUUGAUUUACUUUCAAUAUUUGUUAAUGACUUGAGCUCGCAUUUCAUAUGUGCCCUCUUCAAUGGAGAUGUAAAUCGAAUGAAGAGUCAUCAUUGACAUUCUCAGGUACCUUCAAUUGACGGCAACACAUCAUAAUUUUUAUCUGAAAGCUUAGUUAUUUCAUAAUGAAGACAUUAUGUAAAAUGAAAUACAUCUCUGUCAUUGAAUCAUUUAUCAGUUUUACAAAUAGGAAAAUUACCACUUUUAUUCCGAAACACAAACCACCCAACGAUGAUGACAUUUUGAGAAUGCAGGAAUUUUUAUUAUGGCAUAACAAAAUAGUUGUGGUCACUGGUGCUGGCAUAUCUACAGAAAGUGGUAUUCCUGACUACCGAUCAGAGGGCGUUGGGCUGUACGCUCGCAGUAAUUCGCGACCCAUGAAAAUUCAAGACUUCAUCAAAUCUGAGGACUCUCGCAAGAGGUAUUGGGCCCGGAAUUAUGUCGGAUGGCCUCGAUUUUCAGCCUUCCAGCCCAGUGCAACUCAUUAUGCUGUUCGAGAUCUGGAAUUGAAGCAUAACAAGGUCACUUGUGUCGUAACACAAAAUGUGGAUCGAUUGCAUUCAAAAGCUGGAAGUAAAAAAGUAAUUGAAAUACAUGGAUCAUCUUACGAAGUUAUGUGCCUUAGUUGUGACUUCAGAAUUGACCGCCAAGACUUUCAAGAGAUUCUAACAUCCCUUAAUCCUACAAUGACAGAAACAUCAGAUUGCAUUCGGCCUGAUGGAGAUGUAGAUCUCUCGGAGGAGCAGUAUCAGAGUUUCAAAGUGCCUCCAUGUAUGAAAUGUGGGACUGGUGCCCUGAAACCAGACAUUGUUUUCUUUGGUGACAAUGUUCCUAAAUUACGUGUGGAAAAAAUCAGACAACAGGUUAACAAUAGUGACUCAUUACUGGUUUUAGGUACUUCAUUGACUGUAUUUUCUGGUUAUAGGAUAAUACUUCAAGCUGUAGAACUGAAACGGCCAAUUGUAAUAGUGAACAUUGGUGAAACUCGUGCUGAUCCUCAUGCAACUAUAAAAAUUGACUCUAUGUGUGGUGAUAUUCUUCCUAGUGCUUUGAAAUUUGAUGUAUUGGAAAAUGGAAAAUCAUCAUGAGGAUUAAUAUUAAAGUUCUGGUUCCUUUUUUAAAGGACAUGCUUAUGGAGUUUUUUGUUUGCUAGAAGAACCAACAUUUUUGCACAAAAUAGGCUAACAUGGAUUUUUCAACAAUGAAUUCAUAUGCAUCUUGUCUAGUGGCCCUCUUGUGUCAUUUAGUGCAGGUCUUUUUCGAUUUAUCAGAUGGAACCAUAGUUUUCAUAAGGUUUGGGUUAUUGCAAAAAUGUUCAGUUUUUCUGAGCAUAAGAUUUGAAGUUCAGAAUGACAGGUCUUGCCAGCAUCAGCUGAGAAGCUGAUGACUGAACCCUUUAGACAUACCUUCACAACAUUGAAUAACUGUUGGAAUUGUUCCUUGUCCAACAUGAUACUGAAGAAAAUCGUUCAAAAUAUUUGUCGCCCCUGAUGGGGUAGCCAAAAAGCCAUGAAAAAAAGCCAGCAGCUCUCUAUUCACCAUACACUUUUUAAAUUGAUACAAAGGUACCCAUUAGUAGAUGGAUUCUCUCAUAGCUAAAAAAAUGUCCUCCUAUUGUCACCAGAAAUGAUAAGAUAUGUAAUCUCUUAAGUUCCAAAAAUGGAUCCCAUAAGAGAGUAGGUUCAAGUGAAAUGACCUUGACGUCACUAAUCAUGAAUAAUCCCUCUCAGCAGUAGCGGAUAACUACCUCGCACUUGUAGGUGUCCAUUUCCAUAAGAGAAACUGGGAUCAAUUUCUGGCCUUGAGUACAGUUAGUUUGGUAGUACAGCCCAAUACAUCGGACUUUUACGGCUCCUUUUCAAUUUUAUACUUCCUACACGUUUGCUGCCAGAACUUAUGAGUCUUAAAAUUUAAUACAUCUGUUGUGUUCUUAAAUUAAUCAUUGAUUUCGGAGUUAGAUUAAGAGGACAGCAUGACAUGGUGAAGUUUUUCAGAACUAGUGAUGAAGAUUCUCCUUAAGAUACUGCAUGUUAAAUCUGUCCUUGAAAAAAUACAUUUUUCUUGUAUUUGUUUCGUUUUGAAUGUUGUUGUUGUUAUUGUUGAUUCUUAUUAAAAAAAUUGUAUAAGCGCAA
Messenger RNA from Bemisia tabaci, 2477 nucleotides. It is a transcript of the gene Sirt4, whose product is annotated as Sirtuin 4. Gene Ontology annotation, cellular component: mitochondrial matrix. Gene Ontology annotation, molecular function: NAD+ binding; histone deacetylase activity, NAD-dependent. The record is from RefSeq and is a predicted model, not a curated record. NCBI's taxonomy places the organism in Eukaryota, Metazoa, Arthropoda, Insecta, Hemiptera, Aleyrodidae.